UGCUCCCUCCUCUUUGUCACCGCGCCACACGCUGGAGAGAUGUGCAGAACAGCCGCCGGUGCCAGUCCUCCACGCAACUGGAGUUUUGUUCACGGGGAGCUCAGUGGAAGGCUCUUUUUUAAUAUUAGAUAGGGUUUUAUUUUUCAUUGUCAGCGUUGCCUACGGAAUUAUGAGACUUGUUCAUUGCUACGGGGGCUCUCGAGAAGUUGUAUGUCUUUAAUGCAUGAUAUUAGUUUAUAGAAGCCUCUACAGAGCGGAUGAGAAUCAUCAUGAAUUUGCCGGUAUCUGUGCUUGUCCUUUCGGCGAUGUGUGCGUUUUGUCUCGGCACCAUCCCUGGUGAGUUUGGCUCUCUGGCUGAGAUGGAGGACCUCCUGUUAAGGAACCUGUUCCAGGGGUACCAGCGCUGGGUCCGGCCCAUCCAGCACGCCAACGACACGGUCACAGUACGCUUUGGACUCAAGAUUUCACAGCUGGUGGACGUGGAUGAGAAGAAUCAGCUGAUGACCACUAAUGUGUGGCUGUGGCAGGAGUGGAUAGAUUAUAAACUGCGAUGGAACCCUGAGGACUAUGGUGGGAUCACAUCGAUCAGAGUUCCAUCUGAGACUAUCUGGUUGCCCGACAUUGUGCUCUAUGAGAAUGCUGACGGGCGGUUCGAGGGCUCCCUGAUGACCAAAGCCAUCGUUAAGUCCAACGGUAGAAUCACGUGGACCCCUCCGGCCAGCUACAAGUCGGCCUGCACUAUGGACGUCACCUUCUUCCCCUUCGACAGACAGAACUGCUCCAUGAAGUUUGGCUCCUGGACCUACGAUGGUAACAUGGUGGACAUGAUCCUGUUAGACGACUAUGUCGACAGGAAGGACUUCUUCGACAACGGCGAGUGGGAGAUCCUGAACGCCACGGGGGCCAGAGGAAACCGGCGAGACGGGCUGUACGCCUUCCCCUUUAUAACGUACUCGUUCAUUCUGAAACGUCUCCCGCUGUUCUAUACACUGUUUCUAAUUAUUCCGUGCCUCGGUCUGUCGUUCCUGACCGUGCUGGUGUUCUAUCUGCCGUCAGAUGAAGGGGAGAAGCUCUCUCUCUCCACCUCCGUCCUUGUGUCUCUCACUGUGUUCCUCCUGGUCAUAGAAGAGAUCAUCCCGUCUUCCUCCAAGGUCAUCCCUCUCAUCGGGGAGUACCUCCUCUUCAUCAUGAUCUUCGUCACCCUCUCCAUCAUCGUCACAGUGUUUGUCAUCAACGUGCACCACCGGUCCUCAGCCACCUACCACCCCAUGUCCCCCUGGGUUCGCUCCCUCUUCCUUCAGAGGCUACCUCGGAUGCUGUGCAUGCGGGGCCACACUGACCGGUACCACUACCCCGAGCUGGCGCCGGAGAGUCCUGAGCUGAAUCCCCGGUCUGGGGGCCGGAGAGGGGGUCAGAGGAGCAGCGGGGCCCAUGGACAGAGUCCUCUGGAGGGGAAGGAAGAUGAGAGUCAAGCCUGGGUCACCAUGCUGGAGAGAGCUACGUACUCCGUGCGUUACAUCAGCUGCCAUAUACGUAAGGAACACUUUAUCAGAGAGGUGGUCCAGGACUGGAAGUUUGUGGCUCAGGUUCUGGACAGGAUCUUCCUGUGGGCCUUCCUCACUGUGUCGGUCCUAGGGACCAUCCUGAUCUUCACCCCUGCCCUGCAGAUAUUCCUUAGCACCCCUCCCCAGUCAGGACCCAGCAACCCCCAUUAACUCAUCACCCCCUCCCCAGUCCAGACCUAGCAUCCCCCUCCAACUCGGCACCCAGUCCAGGCCCAGUCCAGGCCCUCUACCCCUCCUGAAUUCCCCAAACUGAGGCCUGGACACCCGACCAACAACUCAACCCUGAUCCCCAGUCUUGAUCUAUAGCCCCCUCUACCUCCAGUUUCUCCUGAGCUUUUCAGCCAACUGGCCAUAGCAGCACAGCCAACCCCCUAUGGUGGAGCUAUGCCCUGACCUCCCGUGCCACACCUUGAGUCAGAAUUAGCACAUCACCAUGCUAGAGCAGUUCUGCUAUAGAUCCUUUAUCCGUGUUUACAUAUUACAUGGUCUUUAUGACAGAGUUCACUCAAUGUACAGAAGAUGAAUAACAAAGCUAAUUAGAAAGGUGUUCAAAAUUUGUAUCAAAGCCACGAUAGUAUGUACAGUAAUGUAGCAUUCUGAAGCACAAACAUUGACUGAAAUAUUUUUAAUUAGUGUAAAAUGUGCAAUAUAUUCUCUGUGGUUACUGUAGAUACCAACAGCAUACUUAGUUCUUCUGAUUAUACUCCUCAAAACCGUUAUCGUCAGCCCCAAAUAUUGUGAUCUUAGUUAGUGUAAGUUUGUCUGUGAGUGGAAUGGUAGCGGCAUCCAGGCCGCUCUGAUUGGACGAUCAGUGUUCUAUUUGUGGUGAUUCGGGGCGGCAGGUAGACGAGUGGUUAGAGUGAAUCCCCGAGUUGACAAGGUAAAAAUCGGUCGUUCUGCCCCUGAACAAGGCAGUUGACCCACUGUUCCUAGGCCAUCAUUGAAAUAGGAAUUUGUUCAUAACUGACUUGCCUAAUUAAAUAAAAAUAAAUUGUGGAGGGUCCUCAUUCGCUAGGAAUUGUUUGAGUUCUGUUUUUUUGUUCUGGCUGUUGUGACCUUUGACUUUUAUUUCACACUUGUUUGGGCACUCCAUCAACUAGUUAAUUUAAAUGAAUUAUUAUUCAGGUACAAUGACUAUAGUCCCCCCAAAAAUUCCUCUGUCGAUGUCCAGCCACUUUUGUGAUUACUGUUAAGGAGUAUGAUGGGUAACACAGUGAAGCAGACUCUACAAACCAUCGUUCUGAUGUCCUGAUGUACAUCAAAUCAUAAUAAAGAGAUUUUGAAUAU
Messenger RNA from Oncorhynchus mykiss (rainbow trout), 2852 nucleotides. It is a transcript of the gene chrnb3a, whose product is annotated as cholinergic receptor nicotinic beta 3 subunit a. Gene Ontology annotation, cellular component: postsynaptic membrane. The record is from RefSeq and is a predicted model, not a curated record. Gene Ontology annotation, biological process: monoatomic ion transmembrane transport. Gene Ontology annotation, molecular function: acetylcholine-gated monoatomic cation-selective channel activity; transmembrane signaling receptor activity. NCBI's taxonomy places the organism in Eukaryota, Metazoa, Chordata, Actinopteri, Salmoniformes, Salmonidae.